Colletotrichum aenigma is the source of this 633-nucleotide messenger RNA. It is a transcript of the gene taf10, whose product is annotated as Transcription initiation factor TFIID subunit 10. The record is from RefSeq and is a predicted model, not a curated record. Bases 1 to 633 code for a protein of 210 amino acids. Gene Ontology annotation, cellular component: SAGA complex; nucleus; transcription factor TFIID complex. NCBI's taxonomy places the organism in Eukaryota, Fungi, Ascomycota, Sordariomycetes, Glomerellales, Glomerellaceae. Gene Ontology annotation, biological process: transcription initiation at RNA polymerase II promoter. The transcript is spliced from 2 exons. Gene Ontology annotation, molecular function: RNA polymerase II general transcription initiation factor activity; promoter-specific chromatin binding.
AUGUCCACCAACGCCCCCGAAGCAAACGCAGAGCAGGCUCCGACCGCGCCCAACUCGCAAGAGGCUCCUGCCCCGGGCGCCGCUCCGGCUGGCGGUGCCCCGGCGGCAGCCCCAGCUGCUGCUGUUCCGGAGGCAGUCGCGCCUGGCCCCGAACCGAAGGCGAUCACUCGUAAGGACAUGUCUCUGCGCGAGUUUCUGACCAAGAUGGACGACUACGCUCCCAUUAUUCCUGAUGCGGUUACAAACUACUACAUGACCAAGGCCGGCCUCCCCCCUCCGCCGCAGACCGAUCCCCGCCUCGCGCGCCUGCUCGCUCUGGCGACGCAAAAGUUCAUCGCAGAUAUUGCCGCCGACGCGUACCAAUACAGCCGCAUCCGCGCGUCCAACUCCAACGCCAAUAACCCAAUGGGCAACCUCGGCGCCGCCGCCGGCUUCCCCAUCCCCGGCCAACCGACAGGCCCCGCUGGCGCAAAAGACCAGGGCCGCGGUGGCCCGUUGGGUAUUCAGCGUCCCGGCUACGGUGGCGGCGGUCAAGGAGGCAGCCAGAACCGCACGGUGUUGACGAUGGAGGACCUCGGUAUGGCCGUGGGCGAGUACGGUGUCAAUGUCAAGAGGAGCGAGUUCUACCGGUAG